Magallana angulata is the source of this 810-nucleotide messenger RNA. RefSeq lists its product as uncharacterized. Lineage: Eukaryota; Metazoa; Mollusca; Bivalvia; Ostreida; Ostreidae. The record is from RefSeq and is a predicted model, not a curated record. The transcript has 2 exons. The annotation marks the transcript as partial.
UCACACAAUUUACAUAUUCUGUCAUGAACCGGUUCUCCUCUUUUUCACUGGCGGUUCAUGGUACGAUCACAAAGGAGCAGCGGUUGAUCUUCUGUGUUUACCAAGAGAUCCAGAGUGGGGUGAAUACAUUGAUGGAGUUAAAGGGACCAAAGCUUAUGUUUUUGGUGCGGAAUACGAAACAUACUACACCAUCAGCAACCUGCGCAAAGUCUAUAAUCAUGAUGUACCGUGUGCUGUUUGUCUUCUUCGAAAUAAAUCCGUCGUCAAAAUGUUUCCAGCCAGAAAAACGUGUUACAAAGGAUGGAAAUUAGAGUAUCACGGGAACUUAAUGGCGGGAUAUUAUAACAGUCCAGCUGGUACAAUGUACACCUGUGUUGACGAGCAUCCAGACACUUUACAUGGUGGUCGUGCAAAUCAAGAUGGUAGACUGUUUUAUUCCGUAGAGGCUCGAUGUGGUUCCUUGAAGUGCCCACCUUAUGUGGAAGGGAGAGAACUCGUCUGUGCUGUUUGUUCUAAGGAGUAAACAUUAAUAAACCAGUACUGACUUUUUUUCUACAUUUUGUUAGGGUAAUUUAAGAUUUGUUUCAACGUCAAAAUAUGAGUCAAAACUGCUCUCAGUUUUGUUGUAAAAUCUCUCACAUUUUAAUUAUAAUUCUUUAUGUUGUUAUUGAUUCCCUUGAGCUAGUCAAAUCUAGAGAGAAUAAAAUAUAAAAUCUGUUGUGUUUUAUAUAUCCUAUUUAUUAUAAGGGUUUUAUUCGAAACCGCCAGGUUACGAGUUGAAAAUGUAAAUAAAACAAAUAGAUAUCCGAA